CAACGACUCCGCAGUUCACAGAGCCUCACAGACACUCGCUUGCAGGCCAAAUCGAUGUCGGCGUCAAUGGAUUCAUCCAAGUCUUUCCUCAAAUCGAACCCUCACCCUAAAUCAUUCGACCCCAGAAGCGAAAAACAGAGCAAGAAAACAGAGGAAUCAGAAAAACCCAAAAAACUCAGUAGGGAUGUGGUGGCGGUGGUGAAUAAGAAGAAGGAAGUUCAAAAUGGGUUGGUGGGUUUUGAGGAAAAGAAGAAGUUUGAUAGCGGGAGGAGGCUGUCGGUUUCGUCCGCCGCAAGCGGCGGCGGCGGCGGCGGAAGGAGGAAAUCCCUGUCUGGGUCGCAGGUGCAGUUGGCGGAUGUGUUAGCAAGUAAUGGGGUGAGAGUUGUUUCAGCUGAUAUGCCGCCGUUUAUGCAGAUCCAUGCUGUGGAGUGUGCAAGAAAGACGCAUGAUAGCCUGGAAAAAUUCACCUCCAAGACUCUUGCUUUGACUCUCAAAAAGGAAUUUGAUGGGGUAUAUGGGCCAGCAUGGCACUGCAUUGUAGGAACAAGUUUUGGGUCAUUUGUGACACACUCAGUAAGCGGGUUUCUGUAUUUCUCAAUGGAUCAAAAGUUGUACAUCCUCUUGUUUAAGACCACUGUACAAAGAGCAGACUGAAAAUUUGAUAAGUUUUAAUACUUUUUUUAGGGUAGGAAGAAGGUUCUGUGCAUUCUUCUUCUUUCCAGACUGUACAUUUGGUUAUGCAGGGAAAAUCAUGAGAGAGAGAAAUGGAAAUUUCUCCCCAUCUUUUUGUUCAUCGAGAGAUUUCUUCUGUUGUUCUCUCUUUGUAAAGAAGUUAAUAUAAAAUGCUGACGUGAUUUAA
Pyrus x bretschneideri (Chinese white pear) is the source of this 859-nucleotide messenger RNA. RefSeq lists its product as uncharacterized. The transcript is spliced from 2 exons. The record is from RefSeq and is a predicted model, not a curated record. Gene Ontology annotation, biological process: microtubule-based process. Lineage: Eukaryota; Viridiplantae; Streptophyta; Magnoliopsida; Rosales; Rosaceae. Gene Ontology annotation, cellular component: dynein complex. Gene Ontology annotation, molecular function: dynein light intermediate chain binding; dynein intermediate chain binding. Bases 55 to 654 code for a protein of 199 amino acids.